AUGGAUACCAUACUUAGCAAAGAGACGUCUCCCGUUGAGUCGGCUGCUACGAAGGGCGGCCAACAUGAGGUCGGCGUCACCGAGGUCUUUGUUGACCCCGACAUCGAGAAGAGGGCGAUCAAGAAAUUCGAUAGACUCGUUCUUCCACAGAUGGCUCUCAUCAUGCUGAUAGCUUACCUUGAUCGUGCAAACAUUGGAAACGCCGUCGUCUUCGGGCUGAAGACUGACCUCAACUUUCAUGGGCACCAGUUCAACUACAUUGUCAUGAUCUUUUACGUCACAUACAUUGUUUUCGACAUUCCUUGGGUCAUGUGCGUAAAGCGAUUUGGCGGGCACAAAGUGUUGGCCGUCGCUAUGGGCGGCUGGAGCCUUGUCACUCUGGGCACCGGUUUUAUUCAGAACUAUGGUCAGGCGAUCACCGUCCGGCUCCUCUUGGGCCUCUUUGAAGCAGGACUCCUUUGCUGUCUUACGUUUAUCAUUACAAUGGUCUAUUCUCGUGAGCAACAAGCACGCAGGGUGGGUGUGCUGUACUAUGCUGUCACCUGCUCUGGUGCCUUUGGCGGCCUCAUUGCCUACGGCAUCCAGACAAUGGGGAGCCAACUCGGCAUCGCCGCAUGGCGCUGGCUUUUCAUCAUCGAAGGCGCCGUCUCGUUCGUGGUCUGUAGCUUGGGUUGGCUUUCUCUGCCCAAAAGUGCUGGGGAAGCCUGGUUUCUCACCGAGGAGGAACGUGAGGUCAUGCGCGCGAGGAGAGCACGCGAUGCCUCCUACUCGGGUGGUGACGACUUUUCCUGGAAGUAUGUCUCGAUGGCCUUCUCCGACAUCCAUGUCUACGUGGCGGCCAUAUGCUUGUUCUGUGCGAGCAUUCCAGCAACUGGUUUUGCCACUUUCCUCCCAACGAUCCUUCUGGGCCUCGGAUAUACAUCGCUGCAAGCAAAUUACCUCUCGAUUCCUGUCUACGCCUUGGCAACCAUUGUCAUCAUUACGGUCUGUACUCUCUCUGAUAAGUACAAGCACCGGUCAUAUUUCUUGAUGUGCAUUCCUGCAGUGGUCAUUAUCGGCUAUAUCAUCAUUCUUGCUACACCAAACGGCGCGGCUGGCUACUUUGCCAUGUUUAUGGUUGGCGCUGGGAUAUAUCCGUUCAACUGCCUAUUGCUCACUUGGGCUUCGAACAAUUUUGCCCCGGACUACAAGCGGUCGGUUGCCUUGCCGCUCUUUGCUUCAAUUUCCAGUACCUCCGGUCUCGUGUCGUCCGAAAUUUACCCAGCCUCCGACAGCCCUAGGUACAUCAAAGGAAACGCUGUCUCGUUGGGCAUGGAGGUCCUCGCGCUCGUCGGCAUCAUGGCAAUCUACUUCAUUCUCAAGUCAAGAAGCGAUAAGAAGGCCGAGAUGCUCGCCCAAGGAGCGACAGAGAAUGGCAAGUCUGGUGACAAAGGCCUCCAUUUCCAAUACACGAUGUGA
Messenger RNA from Fonsecaea multimorphosa CBS 102226, 1458 nucleotides. RefSeq lists its product as uncharacterized. Gene Ontology annotation, biological process: transmembrane transport. Lineage: Eukaryota; Fungi; Ascomycota; Eurotiomycetes; Chaetothyriales; Herpotrichiellaceae. The record is from RefSeq and is a predicted model, not a curated record. Gene Ontology annotation, molecular function: transmembrane transporter activity. The coding region runs from base 1 to 1458 and encodes 485 amino acids. Gene Ontology annotation, cellular component: membrane. The transcript is spliced from 4 exons.